Molecule: messenger RNA, 795 nt
Organism: Histoplasma mississippiense
Lineage: Eukaryota; Fungi; Ascomycota; Eurotiomycetes; Onygenales; Ajellomycetaceae
Exons: 3
Coding region: 1-795 (264 amino acids)
Cellular component (GO): nucleolus
Molecular function (GO): RNA binding
Source: RefSeq, a predicted model, not a curated record
AUGCCAGCACCCACGGCACGGAUCAGGUACCCAGAGGAUGCCGCUGACAAUUAUCAGACCUCCGUAGGGUCUCAGAUUCCCCCUCAGCAUGAAGAAGACAUUUUAAUUGACACAAACGCAGUGGCGCCUACAGAACCCUCUUCACAAUCUAAACACCACCCCGAACAAAACCAAGAAGACACGGAAAUGCAAAUCGACCUCGAAGGCCGUCCCGUCUUCACUCCAGCAGCUUCAUCCGAAGGCGCUUACCGUGUAGAAACCCGCAAAGUCCCUGUUCCCCCGCAUCGCAUGACCCCUCUAAAAGCCACAUGGCCCAAAAUCUACCCCCCACUCGUCGAGCACCUAAAACUACAAGUACGCAUGAACAUCAAGAACCGCUCUGUCGAGCUGCGCACAUCGAAACACACAACAGAUGCGGGCGCGCUGCAGAAGGGCGAGGACUUUGUAAAAGCGUUCACGCUCGGGUUUGACGUCGACGACGCCAUCGCGCUGCUACGGCUAGAUGAUUUGUACAUCGAGACGUUUGAGAUAAAGGAUGUGAAGACGCUUGGUGGGGAGCAUUUGGGGCGUGCUAUAGGGCGGAUUGCGGGGAAAGAUGGCAAGACGAAGUUUGCGAUUGAAAAUGCGAGCCGGACUCGUGUCGUGCUUGCGGAUCAGAAGAUUCAUAUUCUGGGCGGGUUUCGGAAUAUCCAUGUUGCAAGGGAGGCAAUUGUUAGUUUGAUUUUGGGGAGUCCUCCGGGCAAGGUUUAUGGAAACUUACGGACUGUGGCAGCGCGGAUGAAAGAACGGUUUUGA